This is a messenger RNA of Jatropha curcas, 2737 nucleotides long. It is a transcript of the gene SS2, whose product is annotated as starch synthase 2. Gene Ontology annotation, molecular function: alpha-1,4-glucan glucosyltransferase (UDP-glucose donor) activity. Lineage: Eukaryota; Viridiplantae; Streptophyta; Magnoliopsida; Malpighiales; Euphorbiaceae. The record is from RefSeq and is a predicted model, not a curated record.
AUGGCAUCUAUAGGAUCACUUCCUUCUAUCCUUGAAACCAAAAGGGAAAGUUUCAUCCUUCUCCACGGCAGAAGCCAACAGCGGCCCAGAUUCCCCUUUUUGUGGUAUAGACCACAAAGGGCUUUUAGUUUUGCUGUUUCUAAUGGUGGGUUUUCUUUGAGAUUUAAGCCUGUGAGAGCUACUGCUAAGGAAGGUGUUAAUGAUGAUGGAUCAGAUGAUCCACUUCAGGCUACGAUUGAAAAGAGCAAGAAAGUCCUUGCUUUGCAAAGGGACCUACUUCAGCAGAUUUCUGAAAGAAGGAAACUAGUUUCUUCUAUAAGUAGCAGCAGUUUUGACCAAGAAAUAGAUAGAACUUCUUAUGACCAGAGGGAGAGCUCUUUGCAACCAGAUAAUGCUUCAACUAGUAGAAAAAAUAUACUUGAACAACAAAAUGGAAAUGGUGGCAUUGUUCCAAGUAGCUACGUUGAUUCAACUGCAGAUGAGCUACCAGAAACUGCAUCUUCAGCUGUUAGUAGAAGUUAUUUUAAAGGGGAAGAGGAAUUUGAACAACCUAAAUCUCCUAAAACAGAUUCCUCUGUUAAGAACUCUACCAAACAGCCAAAAGAUGCGAGUUCUGAGAAAUCUUUUCUCACAAACACCUUAGAAGUUUCCGUUAUAAAUGAUGAAAAGACUGAAGGUUCAAAUGAAUCCGCUUCACCUGAGGUUAAUAAUGUUGGAAGUGAUUCUAUGACUGAACAUGCAAAACCCCCACCUUUGGCUGGUGCCAAUGUCAUGAAUGUUAUUUUGGUUGCUGCAGAAUGUGCUCCAUGGUCUAAAACAGGUGGCCUUGGAGAUGUUGCUGGGUCUUUACCUAAGGCUUUAGCUAGGCGUGGACAUCGAGUUAUGGUUGUUGCACCUCGGUAUGGUAACUAUGCUGAGCCUCAGCUUGUUGGAGUUCAAAAGAGGUAUAAGGUGGAUGGGCAGGAUCAUGAAGUUUCAUAUUUCCAUGCGUUCAUUGAUGGUGUUGAUUUCGUAUUCAUCGAAUGUUCAAUGUUUCGUCACAUGGAGGGUAACAUAUAUGGUGGAAACAGAUUGGACAUUUUAAAGCGCAUGAUAUUAUUUUGCAAAGCAGCUGCUGAGGUUCCUUGGCAUGUCCCAUGUGGUGGAAUCUGCUAUGGGGAUGGAAAUUUGGUUUUCAUUGCGAAUGAUUGGCAUACAGCAUUGUUACCAGUGUAUCUAAAGGCAUAUUACCGGGACAAUGGUUUAAUGCAAUUUACACGAUCUAUUCUUGUAAUUCAUAACAUUGCUCACCAGGGACGGGGUCCAGUGGAUGAUUUCUCUUAUGUGGAUCUACCAGAGCACUAUAUUGACAUGUUCAAAUUGUAUGACCCAGUUGGUGGUGAUCACUUCAAUAUCUUUGCAGCUGGGCUUAAGACAGCUGAUCGUGUGGUUACUGUUAGUCAUGGAUAUGCCUGGGAGCUGAAAACGUCCGAAGGUGGUUGGGGUCUACACAGUAUUAUAAAUGAGAAUGACUGGAAAUUGAGGGGCAUUGUUAACGGAAUUGAUACGAAAGAAUGGAACCCAGUGCUUGAUGUCCACCUGACUUCAGAUGGUUAUACUAACUACUCUCUGGAAACACUUGAAACUGGAAAGCCUCAAUGCAAAGCAGCCUUACAAAAGGAGCUUGGCUUGCCCAUCCGUCCAGAUGUUCCUGUUAUUGGGUUCAUUGGAAGGCUGGAUCAUCAGAAAGGCGUUGAUCUCAUAGCUGAGGCAAUUCCAUGGAUGAUGGAUCAGGAUGUGCAACUAGUCAUGUUGGGCACUGGCAGAAAAGACUUGGAACAAAUGCUUAAGCAAUUUGAGAGCCACUAUAAUGAUAAGGUGCGGGGAUGGGUUGGUUUUUCCGUGAAAACAGCUCACAGGAUAACAGCUGGUGUGGAUAUCUUGCUCAUGCCUUCAAGAUUUGAACCUUGUGGGCUGAACCAGUUAUAUGCUAUGAUGUAUGGGACAGUUCCUGUUGUGCAUGCUGUUGGUGGACUGAGAGACACAGUACAACCUUUCGAUCCAUUUAAUGAGUCAGGGUUUGGGUGGACAUUCGAUAGUGCUGAAGGAAGUAAAUUGAUACAUGCAUUGGGGAACUGCUUGUUUACAUACCGAGAAUACAAGGAAAGCUGGAAAGGACUGCAGAGACGAGGUAUGAUGCAAGACCUCAGCUGGGACCAUGCUGCUGAGAUAUAUGAGGAGGUCUUAAUUGCUGCCAAGUACCAGUGGUAAGUGCAGAUGCUUUUCCACUAUUCUGCCCUUUUCACUAUCUGCAUCAGCUUGAUGCGAUAUCCAAUAGGCCCAAAUUCUAUUGGAGAGUGGACCUUCACGAUUUCUGGAUAAAUAUUGUUGAAAAAUAGUUUGUACCAUGUUGCACUCUGGGGGUUAGGCAAGGAGGCAAUCGUUUCCAUUGCUAGAAUUAAGCAGACUAGUUGACCUUUUGGCAUAUAUCAUAUAGCUCAGAUGUAAUCUACUCGCAGUCAUUCAGAAAUUGUAAUCCUUUCUAGUUUUGGCAAACACUUUGGUCCUCGUACUCUCUUUUAUCUGAAACUCUGUUUUUUGUCUUGAACCUUACAUAUGUAGUUAAGGUAGUACCUGAAGCAGUUAGUAACUUGGCAAAUAUUGAAUCAGGCAUAACCUGAAGCAGCUUUACCAUGUACAUUCAAAAGGCAUACACGUUUUUUAUUUUGAAUCAUAAAUCAGGUGAGCAUUAGUAUGA